AUGAUGACAGGAGCAAAAAAGAAAAGAAAUGCAGUCUGGGGGAAGAUCCAGGCUAUUCGCUUGGAAGAUGUCAAAGUCUGGUGUAUGAAAAGGCUGCCCAUCUUGAAAUGGGUGCCUGUCUACAACUGGAAGGAAGAUUUGACUCCUGAUACUGUUUCUGGGAUGAUGCUAGCCAUCCAACAGGUGACUCAAGGACUUGCUUUUGCUGUUCUGUCUUCAGUCCAUCCAGUCUUUGGUUUAUAUGGCUCUUUCUUCCCCGUCAUUAUUUAUGCCAUUUUUGGAAUGGGACGUCAUGUUGCGACAGGAACAUUUGCAUUAACUUCCUUAAUAUCUGCCAAUGCAGUUGAGCGUCUUGUUCCUUCAGUCAGCACUAAUUUCACUACAAACAAUAAUUCAGCAGUUUUGGGCCUAUCAGAGUUUGAAAUGCAGAGGAUUGGAGUUGCAGCAGCAGUUUCAUUUCUAGGAGGAAUCAUUCAGGUAACAAUGUUUAUGCUGCAGUUGGGCAGUGCCACUUUUCUGUUAACAGAGCCAGUGAUAAGUGCGAUGACAACAGGAGCAGCUACACACGUCGUAACUUCACAAUUGAAGUAUCUGCUGGGAAUGAAAAUGCCAUAUAUAUCAGGACCACUUGGAUUUUUUCAUAUUUAUGCCUACAUAUUUGAGAAUAUCAGAUCAGUUCAGCUGGAGGCUUUACUUCUGUCCUUGCUGAGCAUUGUGGUGCUUAUUCUUGUUAAAGAACUGAAUGAGAAAUUUCAGAAAAACAUUAAAGUUAUUCUUCCCGUCGACCUACUUUUGAUACUUGCUACAUCCGUUGCUUGCUACUAUGCUGAUAUGGAAUACGUCUAUGGGCUAGAAGUUGUGGGACAUAUUCCUGAAGGGUUACCGUCACCAAAAGCACCGCCCAUGAACGUCUUGGCUGAAGUAGUCACUGAAGCUUUUGGAGUAGCACUGGUUGGUUAUGCAGCAUCACUAGCUCUUGCCCAAGACUCUGCUAGAAAGUUUAAAUACACUGUGGAUGACAACCAGGAAUUUUUGGCUCAUGGCCUCAGCAACGUGAUUCCUUCAUUUUUCUUUUGCAUACCAAGUGCUGCAGCGAUGGGACGGACGGCACUUUUAUACAGUACGGGCGCCAAAACACAGGUGGCUUGCCUUAUCUCUUGUGUAUUAAUCCUUGUGGUUAUCUAUGCAAUUGGACCUAUGCUGUACUGGCUGCCUAUGUGUGUACUAGCAAGCAUAAUUGUUGUGGGCUUGAAGGGGAUGCUAAUGCAGUUCCGUGACUUAAAAAAAUAUUGGAAUGUUGAUAAAAUAGACUGGGGCAUAUGGGUUAGUACCUAUGUGUUUACAAUAUGUUUUGCUGCUAACGUGGGACUGUUAUAUGGUGUUGUCUGCACUACAGUAAUUGUGAUUUUCCGAUUUCCCAGAGCAAAGACACUGAAUUUGAAAAAUGUGAAGGAAGUGGAAUAUAAAUACAAAACAGAAGAUGACUGUGAAUCAUUAAAACAGGUAAAGAUAGUCUCAGUCAACAACCCAUUAGUCUUUCUGAAUGCCAGGAAAUUUCAUGCUGACCUGAUAAAGAUAAUCCAAAAGGAUAGCAUGAGCAGCCAGUGUGAGCAGAACAUACUGCUGUGUUCAUUUUCCAGUGGAAAUUCUCAUGAUGAGCCAUCUCAGUCAUGUCACAGUGAGCGAUGUGUUUUGAUAUUAGACUGCAGUGGACUGAAUUUCUUUGACUACACUGGAGUCUCUGUGCUGCUUCAGAUUUACAUGGACUUUAAAAACAGACACAUCGAUGUGUUGCUAGCACACUGCAAAGCUUCCUUGAUAAAAGCACUGCAGUAUGGUGGAAAUCUUGAAUCCGAAAAUCCUGUCUUCUUUGAAUCUAUUUCUUCAGCAUUUGAAGCCAUUCAGAUUCACAGGAAUUACAGCAAGUUCAAUGAACAGAGUGAAGUGUGA
Colius striatus (speckled mousebird) is the source of this 1950-nucleotide messenger RNA. RefSeq names its product solute carrier family 26 member 7 (gene SLC26A7). Gene Ontology annotation, biological process: transmembrane transport. Gene Ontology annotation, cellular component: membrane. Gene Ontology annotation, molecular function: bicarbonate transmembrane transporter activity; sulfate transmembrane transporter activity; chloride transmembrane transporter activity. The record is from RefSeq and is a predicted model, not a curated record. NCBI's taxonomy places the organism in Eukaryota, Metazoa, Chordata, Aves, Coliiformes, Coliidae. Bases 1 to 1950 code for a protein of 649 amino acids. The transcript has 18 exons.